This is a messenger RNA of Eimeria mitis, 384 nucleotides long. RefSeq names its product copper-transporting ATPase 1, putative. Gene Ontology annotation, biological process: copper ion homeostasis. Bases 1 to 384 code for a protein of 127 amino acids. The record is from RefSeq and is a predicted model, not a curated record. Gene Ontology annotation, molecular function: P-type divalent copper transporter activity; copper ion binding. The transcript is spliced from 3 exons. Gene Ontology annotation, cellular component: membrane. NCBI's taxonomy places the organism in Eukaryota, Apicomplexa, Conoidasida, Eucoccidiorida, Eimeriidae.
AUGCCCUGCCACUGGCGGCUGCUGCAGUGGCGGAACCUUAUGUGGGCUUGUGCCUUUAACCUGGUUUCGGUACCGCUUGCCGCUGGAGUGGCGUAUCCCACGGUGUCUCUACACCCUGCAGCAGCAGCUGCAGCCAUGGCCUGCAGCUGCUUGCUGGUGCUACUGAAUGCACAACGCCUGACACGACCGCCGGUGUGCUGCAUGGUGGGGGAUGGGCUGAAUGACUCCCCAGCCCUAGCUGAAGCGGCUCUGGGUGUGGCCUUUGGUGUAGGCAAUGCGCUGCCUCUGGCGGCUGCUGCAGUGGCGGUGGGGGGCCGCAGCUGGACGGAGCUCGUCGACCUCUUCCGCAUAGCGCGGCAGACCCGCAGCAUCAUUUGGUGGUAA